AUGUCUCGUUUGCUCUGGUGUAGCUCCAAACUGUGUCUAUCCAGCGUGUCUGACAUUACUAGCGUAGCGGACGAUCAGUGCACAACGAUGGAAGUUAGUGUUUACUUCAUAGUCUCAUAUUUGAUAUUUUUCUCCAAUCCAGGAUUUGCCACUACCGAAGUAUACGCUAAAGGCGGUAUAAUUCGAGCGGUCGGAGAUAUCAACAUAUUCCCUACGUCGGCACAGUCUGAGUACGAGAAAUCAUAUUGGCAGGGAUCCACUAUGGUACCAACGAACUACACAGGCAUUGUUACAAGUUAUGUAACAGACAAGGCCAUUGUGCCGUCUCCUAGUCGUUCACCUGAGAAGUUCGUGUCUUCUUCAGACUGUGACGAAACAAGAGCGAAUGCUGUGGCGUGUCUGAAGAUAUUUCCAGUCACUCCAGAGUCACGUUAUGAGAGGAUGUAUUGUAUGUCCAGCACUGAUAUCAGAAAAAAGACGAACAAUAAACAUAAGUGUAAUUGCGAGACCUGUAAACCUAACGUUCAUUGCUGGAUGUCAUGUCAGACACUGGCCAAGUUCGGCGAGGCUCCGGAAUCGGACUGUUUCUGUACUCCUCUGACAGGAGGUGAUGGGGAUGGUCCCAUCCCUGCAUGGUGUGUAAGUCCACAAGGACAGAUAGAGUUCUUCACUGAAUGUCACAGCCCCUCGUUUCAUUAUUCCUGUGAAUUGUAUAAGAAUUUCUUUGAAAAUUCUUUCAGCCUCACACGUGACCAUUACAAGAUUUGGAAGUCGUUUUCAUGCAAAGGUAAAACCGUUGAAAAAUCACUCAUAUCGUGUCUCAGUAAUACCCUUGUAACAGUUGUGAGAAAAAGAUCUGUGGCUUGUGAUGUUCCUUACAACGGCAUCACUUCCUGCUUGGAAUCUUUCCGCAAAAAACUGGGUUUGUCCUCCCAACAAUUAUGUCAAGAAGCGAUACAAAUCUGGGACCAAAUGCCCUCAAAUUACUUUCAGUUAUCUAAUGCUGACUUCGAGAAUGUCUUUUCCACGACGCGAUCAAAAGUUAAUGAAUGUUUGCGGGUUUUAACAUAA
This is a messenger RNA of Ylistrum balloti, 1071 nucleotides long. RefSeq lists its product as uncharacterized. NCBI's taxonomy places the organism in Eukaryota, Metazoa, Mollusca, Bivalvia, Pectinida, Pectinidae. The transcript is spliced from 3 exons. The record is from RefSeq and is a predicted model, not a curated record. Bases 1 to 1071 code for a protein of 356 amino acids.